CCAGGGCAGGGGCGCUCCCGUAGGAGGUCGGGGCUCACCGGGCGGGGGUCAGGACCACCUCCCCCGCCCGCCAGGGGCUGCCGGUAUCUGUACGUGUUGAUUCUGCGUUUGGCGGGGGCGUGGGGGAAGAAUAAACCCUGCGGGGGAAGCGAGCGGCGACCCCCGGGAGCACCGGGGAGGGUUAAUCGGCGAGGAUCUGUGGGUCUGGGAGGAGAAAGCGGAGGCCGGGCUGGGGAGGGGGAAGGAUAAGAGGAAAAGGGGCAGAGCGGCUCGGAGAGGUCGCACACCGCCAGCCUCCGCAGCCGCGGCAGUGCCUUCCCGCGUGCUCCCGGUGCUGGUGGUGGGUCCUCCCUUCCCGUCACAGUCGUUUCCUCCCGCUUUCCCUGCUACAGAGGGCUCGGGGCUGGAAAGGGAGAGAAAGGGACCCCCAGGGCUAGACAGCAGCUCGCCCGAGGCGGAGGCAGGCGCGGCGCCCCGGGGGAGGCGGCGGCGUCCGGCAGAUUCCCCCGGCAGUGGGAGGGCUCCGGGAGAGGAGAGGCUGGGGGAGCAUCUCCUAGCCGGGGCUGACUCCCGAGGAGCGAGGGAGGGACACAGAGAAAGGGAGAAAGUGCCGCCUCUCAGCUUUACAAGCAUCCCUAAAUUUUAAGGACUGGGGUGGGGAAAAAGAAAACUGAGGACCUGAGCUGGGACCUCCCAGCCGAAGCGAUUGAAAAGGAGCCAAAGCAGGCGUCGGGGUGGAGAGACAUCCCAAGGAGAGUUCCCGUCCUCCGCCACCCGCAGCCGCUGCGUGCCCGCCGCCGCCGCCGCCUCAGGAUGUGGGUGCCGCUGCUGCUGCUGCUGCCGGAGCUGCUCCCCGCCGUGCCGGCACAGAAGCUCUCCGCCCUCACGUUUUUGAGAGUGGACCAAGACAAAGACAGAGAAUGCAGCCUGGACUGUGCAGGUUCUCCUCAGAAAUCACUCUGUGCAUCUGAUGGAAGAACUUUUCUGUCCCGGUGUGAGUUUCAACGAGCAAAAUGCAAAGACCCUCAGCUGGAAAUAGCCUACCGAGGCAACUGCAAAGAUGUUUCCAGAUGUGUGGCUGAGAGGAAGUACACCCAAGAACAAGCACGCAAAGAAUUUCAGCAAGUGUUCAUCCCAGAAUGCAAUGAUGAUGGCACAUAUAGUCAGGUUCAGUGCCAUAGUUACACUGGAUACUGCUGGUGUGUCACUCCCAAUGGCCGUCCCAUCAGUGGAACUGCUGUGGCCCACAAAACUCCCCGCUGCCCAGGUUCAGUGAGUGAGAAGCUGCCACAACGAGAAGGAGCAGGCAAAACAGAUGAUGCCUCAGCUCCCGCGCUGGAGACUCAACCUCAAGGUGAUGAAGAAGAUAUAGCUUCUCGUUAUCCUACCUUAUGGACUGAGCAAGUAAAGAGCAGACAGAACAAAACCAAUAAAAGCUCAGCAUCAUCAUGUGACCAAGAACUUCAGUCAGCCCUGGAGGAAGCAAAGCAGCCCCAGAAGGACAAUGUGUUCAUUCCAGAGUGCGCUCAGGGUGGCCUCUACAAACCAGUGCAGUGCCAUCCUUCCACGGGAUACUGCUGGUGUGUUCUGGUAGAUACAGGACGUCCCAUCCCCGGUACCUCAACCAGGUAUGAACAACCUAAAUGUGAUAAUGGUGCCAGAGCUCACCCAACAAAAACAAAAGAUUUGUACAAAGGGCGCCAGCUUCAAGGUUGUCCUGGGGCCAAGAAGAAUGAGUUCCUAACGAGUGUUUUGGAUGCAUUGUCCACAGAUAUGGUGCACGCAGUCUCUGAUCCAUCAUUGUCUUCCAGCCGUGUUUCUGAGCCUGAUCCAAAUCAUACUCUGGAAGAGAGAGUCGUCCAUUGGUAUUUCAAACAGCUAGAUAAAAAUUCCAGUGGUGAUAUCGGCAAGAAGGAAAUCAAGCCAUUUAAGAGAUUCCUAAGAAAGAAAUCAAAGCCCAAAAAAUGUGUGAAGAAAUUUGUGGAAUACUGUGAUGUGAACAACGAUAAGUCCUUGUCAGUUCAAGAAUUAAUGGGCUGCUUGGGAGUAACAAAAGAAGAAGGUAAAGCAGAAACAAAGAAACGCCAUACGGUCCCUAGAACCAACACUGAGAGCACUUCAUCCAGCAGGCAGCAAGUUUCAAAGAAGCAAGGAUGAACACCUUACUAAUCCAAGGCAGAUCUCUUUGACGUGGGAGAUUUCCUCACCAAAAGGCAAUAAAAACAACUGUAGUAUUUGCACUUUGUACUUAAAAAUGUAAAUUCACUUUGUAGAAAUGAAAUAUUUAAACAGACUUUUUUUUUAAUCUGUGAAAAAGUAAUGGCUAGUUUUGAAAAAUUAUCACAUACAAUGUAUGUGUAUUCUUUUGUUGUCUGAAAUAUGUAAAACAUGUUGGAGAUGUAAAAGUUUGCAUUUAAACCAUUUUUUAAAAAGUAACUUUUUGGCAAACAGUAGCACAGAAACCUGAUUCUAUGUAUUUUUGGUUUCAAUAGUAUGCCUUAUUUUUCUUAAUAUUGUCAUUUAAGUAGAGUUAUGCUGAAAAAUCUACUGUAUUCUCAACUUUGUCCAAGCAGUAUUGAAUGUUUCAUGUUUGCAGGACUGAGAGAAUUGUGUAAAUUGCUGUUUACUUGGUUUUGCAGUUUUUUACUGAACAGCUAUUUCAUUGGUGGCAAUAUUUUAUUUCAUUUUGUUUUUAUUGUAAUUACUAGGCUUUCCAAAGGUCAUACAAUGAGUAUACAACCACUAAUGGAUUCAAAAAACAGUUAUUCUACUUGGGAUGCUUAUAGAACAAUGUAUCCUUUUAUCAAUUCUUGAAGUGCCUUUAUUAAUAAGUUUUGGUAGGAUUUUUCUCCUGUUUGCUUUCACUUGUGUUGUUAACACAGCAAACCAAAAAGGAGUAAGGUAGAGUGUAGUGUCACUCCAGUCUGGUUCAGCCUGGGCCUUAAAAGCAUGUUUCCCUGGUCAGUGCAAAGCAGGAGCAGAGUUUGUAUGGGUCAGAAUUGUAAAUCUUUCUCUUGUGACAGGGAGAGAUAAGCCUUUUUCCUCUACACCUGGCUACCCUUAUCAACCCUUUGGCUUUGCCUGGGGGCCUACUAGAGGAGGGGCUGUUCACACUGCCCCUGCCUGAAGCUUUUGUUUUGCUGACUAAAGAAACUUCUCAAAAGUUUUCAUACUUUCCCCAUCAUUUUUUCCCCUAAUGCUUUUGUUCUUAUGUGUGUCUGAGGGGAAUAAGAACUUCCGGAUGUGAGUCUAAAGAAGGGGACCCAAAUGGAAAAAAGUUCUGCUCUUGAACAACUGUGAGUUACAAGCAGCUGGGUUGAUCGAUGCAGUGGUACAAGGACUGCUGGCAUCUAGGAGCUGACAUGAGAAGGCAGGAAUGUAGCAGCAAGCAGUGAUUUCAUUAUGGUUUGUUUGAAUAAUGUGGAGGAUCUGACAUGUGACUAGCUAUUUAGAAUAGCACCCUGCUUGAGUUUGUACUGGAAAAGCUUUUUGUGAAUCAAAAGGUGUCAUUUCAAUUCCAACAUAUUCUGAAGUAAUAGGAAACACUGUAUGCAAUGGAGUGGUAUCCCAGAAAUUGUGUACUCUAAGCUCUGGCAACAGGAGAAACCAAGGCAAC
Molecule: messenger RNA, 3616 nt
Organism: Camarhynchus parvulus
Lineage: Eukaryota; Metazoa; Chordata; Aves; Passeriformes; Thraupidae
Gene: SMOC2
Product: SPARC related modular calcium binding 2
Exons: 13
Coding region: 814-2157 (447 amino acids)
Biological process (GO): extracellular matrix organization
Cellular component (GO): basement membrane
Molecular function (GO): protein binding; extracellular matrix binding; calcium ion binding
Source: RefSeq, a predicted model, not a curated record